AACUGUCAAUCAGGCGCGCUACCCGGAGGAGGGUGCAAGGUUCAAAGAGCCCGCCGAGUCUUCUCCACGCCCCUGCGCUGGGCCCCGGGUUCCGUCGCUGAGAAACGCCCUGGAACGUCUGUGGCAGCCUUUGUUGCGCUGGGACCCGCACUGACAGCGGGGAGUCAGAGGGGGGAACCUGGACACCGGAAGCCGGGAAAUGGACUCAGUGGCGUUUGAGGAUGUGGCUAUAAACUUCACCUGUGAGGAGUGGGCUUUGCUGGGUCCAUCGCAGAAGAGUCUGUACAGGGAUGUGAUGCAGGAAACCAUCAGAAACCUGGACUGUAUAGGAAUGAAAUGGCAAAACCUCAAUAUAGAGGAAGAUAAAUACAAAAAUCCUGGGAGAAAUCUAAGAUGUUUUAUGGUAGAGAGAUCCUGUGAAAUUAAAGAUAAUAGUCAAUGUGGAGGACCCUUUACCCAGAUUCAAGAUGGUAUUGUGAAUGAGAAAAUGCCUGGAGUAGAUCUAUGGGAAAGCAGUGAACAUACAGAAGUCCUCCUGGGUCAUUCAUCUCUUAAUUGCUACAUUAGAGUUGACACUGGACACAAACCAUGUGAGUAUCCAGAAUGUGGAGAGAAACCAUAUACACAUAACCAAUUUGGGAAAGCCUUCAGUUAUCAGCCCUACUUUCAAAUACAUGAAAGGCCUCAGCAUGGAAAGAAACUCUAUGAUUGUAAGGAAUGUGCAACCUUUAGUUCUCUUGAAAACCUUCAAAGACACAUGGCAGCACACCAUGGAGAUGGACCCUGUAUAUAUAAGUUGUAUGGAAAAGCCUUCAUUUGGCCUAGUUUAUUUCAUAUGCUUAAAAUAACUCACACUGAAGAGAAACCAUAUGAAUUUAAGCAGUGUUCUACAGCCUUUCCUGCUUACAGUUCCUCUCUAAGACAUGAAAGAACACACAGUGGAGAGAAACCCUAUCAAUGUGAACAAUGUGGGAAAGCCUUUAGUUGUUCCUGUUACACUCAGCUAUAUGAAAGGAUCCAGACUGGAGGACAAUCCUAUGAAUGUAAGCAAUGUGGGAAAGCAUUUUAUCAUCUUGGAAGCUUUCAGAGACACAUGAUAAUACACACUGGAGAUGGACCUCAUAAAUGUAUGAUAUGUGGAAAAGGCUUUCUUUCUCCCAGUUCAGUUCGAAGACAUAAAAGAACUCACACUGGAGAGAAACCCUACGAAUGUAAGCAUUGUGGGAAAGCAUUCUCUGAUUGCACAGGUUUUCGGAGACACAUGAUAACGCACACUGGAGAUGGACCUCAUAAAUGCAAGGUAUGUGGGAAAGCCUUUGAUUCUCCCAGUUUAUGUCGAAGGCAUGAAACAACCCAUACAGGGGAGAAACCCUAUAAAUGUGAAUGUGGGAAAGCCUUUAGUGAUUUCUAUUACUUUCGAAAUCAUGAAAAUACUCACACUGGAGAGAAGCCAUAUAAAUGUAAACAAUGUGGAAAAGCCUUCAUUUGUUGCACUUACCUUCAAAUACAUGAAAGAAUUCACACUGGGGAGAGACCCUAUAAAUGUAAACAAUGUGGAAAAGCCUUUAGGUCUUCCAAUUACACUCGAGUACAUGAAAAGACUCACACUGGAGAAAAGCCCUAUCAAUGUAAGCAGUGUGGAAAAGCACUUUCUCAUCUGAAAAGCUUUCAGAGACACAUGAUAAUGCACACUGGAGAUGGACCUCAUAAAUGUAAGAUAUGUGGGAAAAGCUUUGAUUCUCCCAGUUCAUUUCGAAGACAUGAAAGAAUUCACACUGGGGAGAGACCCUAUAAAUGUAAACAAUGUGGGAAAGCCUUCAGGUCUUCCAGUUACAUUCAACUACAUGAAAGGACUCACACUGGAGAGAAACCCUAUGGUUGUAACCAAUGUGGGAAAGCAUUAUCUGAUCUCUCCAGCUUUCGAAGACACAUGAUCACGCACACUGGAAGUGGACCUCAUAAAUGUAAGAUAUGUGGGAAAGGCUUUGAUUAUCCCAGUUCAGUGCAAAGACAUGAAAGAAUUCACACUGGAGAGAAACCCUAUGAAUGCAAGGAAUGUGGUAAAGCCUUCAGUCAUUCGAGUUACUUACGAAUACAUGAAAGAGUUCAUACUGGAGAGAAGCCCUAUAAAUGUAAGGAAUGUGGGAAACCAUUCCAUUGUCCCAGUGCCUUUCAUAAACAUGAAAGGACCCACAGUAUAGAGAAACCCUAUAAGUGUAAAGAAUGUGGGGAAGCAUUUCAUUAUAUCAGUUCCUUUCAUAAACAUGAAAGCACUCACUAGAAAAAACCCCUAUGAGUGCUGAACAUAUGGGAAAGCCUUAAGUACUUUCAGCUUCUUAUAAAUACACAAAAAGACUCAUGCUGAAAAAAGUUAUAUGAAUAUAAAAAUGUACUAAAAUCUUCCAUUUUUUUCAGUACCUUUUGAAAACAUGACCAAAUUCAUACUUAAAAAAAAAAAAAUACAGUGAAUGUGAGGAAUAUGAAACAGCCUUUCUUUCUCUAGCAAA
Molecule: messenger RNA, 2507 nt
Organism: Cebus imitator (Panamanian white-faced capuchin)
Lineage: Eukaryota; Metazoa; Chordata; Mammalia; Primates; Cebidae
Gene: ZNF441
Product: zinc finger protein 441
Exons: 4
Coding region: 200-2281 (693 amino acids)
Biological process (GO): regulation of DNA-templated transcription
Molecular function (GO): RNA polymerase II cis-regulatory region sequence-specific DNA binding; DNA-binding transcription factor activity, RNA polymerase II-specific
Source: RefSeq, a predicted model, not a curated record